Molecule: messenger RNA, 1542 nt
Organism: Perca fluviatilis (European perch)
Lineage: Eukaryota; Metazoa; Chordata; Actinopteri; Perciformes; Percidae
Product: ras-related protein ORAB-1-like
Exons: 6
Coding region: 99-743 (214 amino acids)
Biological process (GO): regulation of exocytosis; protein secretion
Molecular function (GO): GTPase activity; GTP binding
Source: RefSeq, a predicted model, not a curated record
CAUCACGGAGGCUGAGAUAAUCUGACAGUUUUCAGCUUCAGGAUUACAUUUCAGGGAUUCUUUAUUUUGUCGUGUCACCUGGAGCCACCUCAGCGAUCAUGAAUCCUGAAUAUGACUACCUGUUCAAACUUCUUCUGAUUGGUGACUCUGGAGUCGGAAAGUCAUGUCUGCUGCUGCGCUUUGCGGAUGACACCUACACUGAGAGCUACAUCUCCACCAUCGGAGUCGACUUCAAGAUCAGGACCAUCGACAUGGACGGGAAGACGGUGAAACUACAGAUUUGGGACACAGCAGGUCAGGAGAGGUUUCGAACCAUCACCUCCAGCUACUACAGAGGGGCCCACGGCAUCAUCAUCGUCUACGACGUCACCGAGCAGGAGUCCUUUAACAAUGUGAGGCAGUGGCUGGACGAGAUAGAUCGCUACGCCUGUGAAAACGUCUCCAGGCUGCUGGUGGGGAACAAGUGUGACCUCGUUAGUAAGAAAGUGGUGGACGCCGGCACCGCUCAGGACCUGGCCUCGUCUCUUAAGAUCCCCUUCCUGGAGACGAGUGCUAAGAGCGCUGAUAACGUGGAGAGGGCUUUCCUCACCAUGGCCUCUGAGAUCCACAAGCGCGUGGCCAGCGAGGGAGGGGGGGUACAGGCCGAGUCGAAGGAGGCCAGGGCCCAGAGUGCCAAGAUCAGCAGCACCCCCCUGUGGCUGGGAGGGGAGAAACAGACGCAGGAGGCCGGUAACUGCUGCUGAGCUGGGAGAGACGACAACACUGUUUAAACAGAGAGACAUGUAGAGAUCACAUCCACCUGUCUAGUUUCAGGACUGUGUGAUUGUGCGUUUGGACACACAUGUAUUGUCAGAUUUUGGACAUCUUUGCUAUUGAACUAAAAACAUAUAUAAAAAUUAGGGCUGCACAAUAUAUCGUCUUUAUCAACUGGUGCAGUGAACACAUUGCGAAAUAUGAAAUAAACUCAGAGUUUGUUUGUGUUAGUUGAAAGAAAAUCUCAGUAGAAAACGGCGUCUUUAAAAUGUAACUGUCAUUCCGAUAUUCAACAACGUUAUGGCGUGGCGCAUAUUUUCCGCAUUUUGUGCAGCCCUAAUAGCUAAAAUGACUUUUCAGGGAGAAAAACCGUGUUUGGAGCAUGAUUACAGUAUAUUUUGGAGCUUGGUAUUUUUAAAUUAAAUAUAUAAUUUCCGCUUCAUUAGGGAUCCAAGACAAACAGGACAGAUGACAGAACGAUUUGAAACUCAGCCAAAUGAACAACUACAGGAUGAGAUUUUAUAAAUACAUAGAGGAACAUUUCCUGUAUUACUUCUGUCACUCAAGAUUAAAUGGGGAAAAAGCAGAAUGUGCAGUUGCAAACCUGUUACAUGAAAAUAGCAAUAUCUAAAUAAUAGUUCAUACUCACACAGAAAGGGAAGUUUCACUCCACAACUUGAUAUUAUUAUAUGCAGUAUGUGCUGCUGUUAUGGAUGACUUUACUUUGUGAUUUAGACUGUCAGUUACAAUCAGAGGGGAUUUAUUGUAUUUACCAGUUGUUGCUGUUGU